Messenger RNA from Nerophis lumbriciformis (worm pipefish), 1470 nucleotides. It is a transcript of the gene hepacam2, whose product is annotated as HEPACAM family member 2. Lineage: Eukaryota; Metazoa; Chordata; Actinopteri; Syngnathiformes; Syngnathidae. The record is from RefSeq and is a predicted model, not a curated record.
GUCACCAAAACAGCUCUCCUCUCUCCAGCACCAGCACACCAGUCACACAAGAGGAUAACGAUGCCAUGGAGGCCACAGGGAGAAUGGUGCUUGACGUCUGCUGGCUUCUGGUCCUGCUGACAGAAGUCUACGCAGAGUUCAUCCACGUCCCUUCGACCAUCCGCCACGGCGUCGAGGGGAAGUCUCUGGACUUGCCCGUGGAGACUCACUUCCGGUUGGACCAGGCUGAGAUCCAGGGGACUUGGUCCCACACCACCACCGACGGCAUCAGGACCACGCUGGUGACCUUCACCAAAGAGUCCACCAUCAUGGACAUGACGCACCGCAACAGCAUCUUCUUCAAAGAGCCCAAUGUGUCCUUGCUGAUACGAAGAUUAAACCUGCGCGACGAGGGGGAUUACCAGCUGAACCUCAAUAUAGAGUUUCAUAACAAGACCGGGGAGGUCUUCAAGGCGGAGAGGACGGUGCAUGUAACAGUGGACGUUCCUGUGUCCACCCCGGUCAUUGAGAAGAACCCAGCACACGCCGUGGUUGAGGACCAGGCCAACGUUACCUGGACCUGUUCAGUGGAGAGAGGAACCAGGGUCGCGUUUCAGUGGCUCAGAGACAAUGUCCCCGUGGGUGUGGGCGACAGGUACCACUUCUCCAAAGACAAAUCCACACUGCUGAUCAGUCCUGUGCGAAAGGAGGACAAGGGGAGUUACCGCUGUGUGGUCAACAACACUGUCAGCCAGGAGCGACGCAGCAAUGCCAGGGAACUCCUCGUUUACUAUGGUCCCUACAACCUGGAGGUGAACUCGGACCAAGGCCUGCGGACAGGGGAGGUGUUCACCAUCAACCCCGGGGAACUGGUCUUCUUCCACUGCCGGGCCGACUCCUACCCUCCCAACUCCUUCGUGUGGAUCUCCAAGCGCCGCAACGCCACCCGGGUCAUCACCGAGGGCCCGCGCCUGGAGGUCCUCUCCUACAGACUGGCCCAGGCCGAGGACUACCUGUGCCGGGCCUUCAACAACGUGACCCGGAAGCGAGACGAGGCCCGGUUCACCCUGGUGGUGGCCAGCUUGGGCACAGGCAAGGAAAAGCACACCCAGGAGGGUAGUAAUGUUUCCCCGCUGGCUGCUAUCACACUCUGCUCCUUCCUCAUCAUCGGCUGCAUGCUGCUGGUCUUUUUCAGGAAAGCUUGUCACCCAAAGAGAGUGCUCAUGAGCAUUUACAAGAGACCACUCUCCGAUCAGAAGCGACCACAUCGAUCAGGUCAUGAGGAUGCUACUGAAGACUUUGGUAUCUACGAGUUUGUCUCCAUACCUGGGAAAAUGGACUCUGCCCAGGCGUCAUGUCGAUCUCUGGCUCGCCUGGAGUCUGUGCAGGAUAUGCACACCACAAUCUACGAUGUGAUCCGACACGUUCCUGAGACCCCCGGACAGAGUUUGAUAAAAUGACUUUUAAGAAAAAACACUUUUAUACUGUUUG